AUGCGCCUUUCCAAAGCCCUAAUAGACAUGGAGAUGGCAGAUUAUAGCGCGGCGCUAGACCCGGCGUAUACCACUCUGGAGUUUGAGAACAUGCAGGUGCUGGCUAUGGGCAAUGACACGUCUCCAUCAGAAGCAGCCAACCUCAACACUUCCAACAGCAUUGGGGUGAGCACACUGUGUGCCAUCUGCGGGGACCGCGCCACGGGGAAGCAUUACGGGGCUUCCAGCUGUGAUGGCUGCAAAGGCUUCUUCAGGAGGAGCGUCCGGAAGAACCACAUGUACUCCUGCAGGUUUAACAGGCAGUGCGUGGUAGACAAAGACAAAAGAAACCAGUGCCGAUACUGCAGGCUUAAGAAGUGCUUCCGAGCAGGAAUGAAGAAGGAAGCUGUACAAAAUGAACGGGACCGAAUCAGCACCCGCAGAUCAAGUUACGAAGAUAGCAGCUUGCCCUCCAUCAAUGUCUUACUGCAGGCAGAAGCCCUGGCACAACAGAUCUCAUCCCCGGUUCCUGUGAUCAACGGAGACAUCCGAGGGAAGAAGAUUGCCAACAUCUCUGACGUGUGCGAGUCCAUGAAGCAGCAGCUGCUAGUGCUGGUGGAGUGGGCCAAGUACAUCCCUGCCUUCUGCGAGCUGCCUCUGGACGACCAGGUAGCACUGCUGCGAGCACAUGCAGGAGAACAUCUGUUACUGGGAGCUGCCAAGAGGUCCAUGGUGUUCAAGGAUGUCUUGCUGCUAGGAAACGACCACAUCAUCCCACGGAACUGCCCCGAACUGGUGGAGGUGAACCGUGUGGCCAUCCGCAUCCUGGAUGAGCUGGUCCUCCCCUUCCAGGAGCUGCAAAUAGACGAUAAUGAAUAUGCCUGCUUGAAAGCCAUCAUCUUCUUCGACCCAGAUGCCAAAGGACUGAGUGACCCCUCCAAGAUCAAGCGGAUGCGGUACCAGGUGCAGGUCAGCCUGGAGGACUACAUCAACGACCGGCAAUACGACUCACGGGGCCGCUUCGGGGAGCUACUGCUGCUGUUGCCUGUGCUGCAGAGCAUCACCUGGCAGAUGAUAGAACAGAUCCAGUUUGUCAAGCUCUUCGGCAUGGCUAAGAUCGACAACCUGCUGCAGGAGAUGCUGCUGGGAGGCUCAUCAAGUGAAACGCCGCAUGCUCACCACCCCCUGCACCCUCAUCUGAUCCAGGAGAACCUGGGAACAAAUGUCAUUGUGGCCAACACAAUGCCUCCUCAGAUGCACAAUGGGCAGAUGUGUGAGUAUUGCCAGAGAGACGGAGAGGUAGCUACUCCAGAAACCCCACAGCCAUCUCCACCUGCAGGCUCAGGACCAGAGCAAUACAAGCUGCUGCCCGGAGCCAUUGCAACCGUGGCAAAACAGCCCACCUCCAUCCCGCAACCUGCCAUCACAAAACAGGAGGUCAUCUAG
Molecule: messenger RNA, 1425 nt
Organism: Gavia stellata (red-throated loon)
Lineage: Eukaryota; Metazoa; Chordata; Aves; Gaviiformes; Gaviidae
Gene: HNF4A
Product: hepatocyte nuclear factor 4 alpha
Exons: 10
Coding region: 1-1425 (474 amino acids)
Biological process (GO): cell differentiation; anatomical structure development; positive regulation of transcription by RNA polymerase II
Molecular function (GO): RNA polymerase II cis-regulatory region sequence-specific DNA binding; nuclear receptor activity; zinc ion binding
Source: RefSeq, a predicted model, not a curated record